Sebastes umbrosus (honeycomb rockfish) is the source of this 2006-nucleotide messenger RNA. RefSeq names its product serine/threonine-protein phosphatase 4 catalytic subunit B. Gene Ontology annotation, cellular component: cytoplasm; nucleus. Gene Ontology annotation, molecular function: protein serine/threonine phosphatase activity. The transcript has 9 exons. Lineage: Eukaryota; Metazoa; Chordata; Actinopteri; Perciformes; Sebastidae. The coding region runs from base 297 to 1232 and encodes 311 amino acids. The record is from RefSeq and is a predicted model, not a curated record. Gene Ontology annotation, biological process: double-strand break repair via homologous recombination; peptidyl-serine dephosphorylation.
CAUAAACCGGAAGUGAGAAUGAAGUGGGUCGUGUUCAUGAGCACGGUGACGGCAGCAGGAGUGAACCGGCAGAGACUGAACCUACCGGGGGAAGCAGAGGAGCCGGUGGAUGCGGUGGAGCGAUCACAUCCAUGAGAUCCAUGUUCCUACUCUCACUCACUUUACGUUCCUCAUUGUGAACAUCCUCAUAGCGUUAAGGAGCCCGCUCCGCUCUCUACAGACCGGGAAGAAAGAGCCGGUUGUGUUCGUGACCCCGGUGUGUGACCAGAGGAGUGUGUGUGUGAGCAGCUCUCCCUAUGUGUGUCACAAUGGGGGACAUCAGUGACCUGGACCGACAGAUAGAGCAGCUCAGACGCUGUGAGCUCAUUAAAGAAAAUGAAGUCAAGGCACUAUGUGCCAAAGCCAGAGAGAUUCUGGUUGAAGAAAGCAAUGUCCAGAGAGUAGACUCUCCUGUCACAGUGUGUGGUGAUAUACAUGGUCAGUUCUAUGACUUGAAGGAGCUGUUUAGAGUUGGUGGUGAUGUCCCAGAGACAAAUUAUCUCUUCAUGGGUGACUUUGUGGACAGAGGCUUCUACAGUGUGGAGACGUUCCUUCUUCUGCUAGCUCUUAAGGUGCGUUAUCCAGACAGAAUAACUUUGAUCCGGGGAAACCACGAGUCCCGGCAGAUCACCCAGGUCUACGGUUUCUACGACGAGUGUCUCCGCAAGUACGGCUCAGUCACAGUGUGGAGAUACUGCACUGAGAUAUUCGACUACCUGUCCCUCUCCGCUAUCAUUGAUGGCAAGAUCUUCUGUGUGCAUGGUGGCUUGUCUCCAUCCAUCCAGACACUGGACCAGAUCCGGACAAUUGACAGAAAACAGGAAGUUCCCCAUGAUGGGCCUAUGUGUGACCUCCUGUGGUCAGACCCUGAAGACACCACUGGGUGGGGGGUGAGUCCCAGAGGUGCUGGCUACUUGUUUGGGAGCGACGUGGUGGCCCAGUUCAACGCCGCCAACGACAUCCACAUGAUCUGUCGAGCACACCAGCUGGUCAUGGAAGGCUACAAGUGGCACUUCAAUGAGACGGUGCUCACUGUGUGGUCAGCACCCAACUACUGCUACAGAUGUGGCAACGUGGCGGCCAUCUUGGAGCUGGAUGAGCAUCUACAGCGGGAGUUCAUCAUAUUCGAGGCAGCGCCUCAAGAGACCAGAGGCAUCCCCUCCAAGAAGCCAGUAGCCGACUAUUUCCUGUGAAGUGUUUGAGCAGACAGCCGCGAUGUGUCGAGAUCUCCGGUCCCAUUUCACACCAUCCUGUCGGUCUGGACUCAGAGCAGUUAGACAGAAAACCUGCCAAACGCAGCUUCAGGAGCUGGAUUUGUGGCGUGCUGCCCGAGGCUGACGGAGCAGUCGCUGUGUGAACGGUGUAGGGACAUGGUGGACACUGGGCCCAUGACUGUUGUCACUUCCUCAUCAUUUACUUUCUUUCUCUCUCUGUAGAUACGACACUCUCCCUCCCUCACUUACUUCACCACUCUUGUAGUAUUUUCCAUGAUGAACAUUGUCGUUUAGUUUUAGAAGUAUAUGGAAGGAGUUAGAUCUUUUUUUUUUUUUUUUUUAAAUAUGCAGAUGUAGGAAGUUUAACAGAUGUGUCAUUUAAAGGGAAACUUUGCAGAUCUUCCACCAGCAAAUCUGCAAAAUAUCCCUUUAAGGAAUUCCUUCAAUGCAUAAAUUCUUUGUUUUUGAUUUUUGUAUAAUUGUUACUGCCAGGAUUAAAUGCAAGAUGACGUAUUCCCUCACCCUGUUUUUGCUCUUAUGUUUCUGUUUAACCGUCAUGUGCGUCACUAUUUAACAUCCCCAGUGCUGCUGCUGCUCAGCACCAUCACAACUAAAUACCAGAAGUGUAAUGACUGUCCAACAGGAGUCACUAUAUUCACCAUUGUUUUCUCUCUUAAUUCCUUUUAAUCUACAAACCUCUGUAGGUCUGUCAAUUUUGAUAUUGUGAGAAUAAAGUUUUUGUAUCAAUGCUGA